UUGCUGCCAAAAGCUAUCGAGAUUUGAAGACUUGUUGAGUUUGCAUUUAGUGUGCCGAGAUGCAUUUCAGACAUGUUCAGUUCAAAAUAUAUCCGUCGAGUUCCUCACUUUUGGUGUUGAGAUCUCGACGAGAACUCGACGAGUUUCUUAAAUUCUCGACGAGAACUCGACGAGUUUCUUAAAUUCUCGACGAGUUUCUUGAAUUCUCAACGACUUUCCACACCUAAUAGUUCCCAGUCCCCUCGCAAAUGUGGAACAAUUCAAGAUGACGGGAGAUGACGGUCUAAUUUCGUUCGACGAUUUCAGCAAGUUCUUUAAUCAUUUUGACAAAAUUUUAUCGAAAAUUGAAGAAGCAUCUGCCAGAUAUUCUUGCCGAGAUUCAUACAACAAUUCAUUGAGACUAUAUAAAUUAUUUCUAUACCGAAGGAAGCCCAAUGCGAAUUUUCCAAGUUUUUUCACGGGAUACCUGCAUAUGUCCCAUAAACGUUUGCGACUCGUCCACUGCGUCCUCGUGCUCAAGUAGCUUUUAGAGGUGGCAUAUAAUUAGUAAGUUUAAGUAUGAAUCCAACGAUCAAAAAACUACUGGAUAGCAUAAAUACUUUAGGAAGAGAACUAGAAAAAGGCUCUGGAAGUAGCGCAGAAUCUGCUUCGAAUAAAAAUGUCGAAGCAGAACUUUUACAAAGGUUUAGAAAUUCCCCUGGUGGCUCUGCUUCUGCAGUCAAUGCGGCCCACAGUACUGUGCCCUGUGAAACAAGUUCUACCAGUACCAGCUUAAACAAGCUUACAAAUGCUCCAAGAUUUGCCCUGGGUUACAACUUCUCGAAAAGGCAAAAGCGAAAAGACACCAGUAAAACCGCAACAGGGAGUUUUAUCAAAGAUGUGAUUUUGCUAGGAGGCCCGGAGGAUGAUAAGGUACCACGCCAGGGUUUGCGGGUCCUCUUAUCAGAGAAUAAUCACAUUGUGUCUGGAGCUACCCUUAGAAAAGAGUGGGGAUUUCCAACCGUCAUUGACUAUCUAAAAAGCUUGUUUCCUUCAAAACUUGGCGAAUUCGAUGAAAUAACCAUUCUUAUGCCAGUACACUCCAAACUCCUUGAGCCCAACCUACCCCCUGGUCAACAACUGUCUGGGUUUAUGAUACAAAAAGUCUUCAAAGAUAGGCCAGUAUACAUAAGACCACACAAACGUAUAUUGACCUUGGAUGAAUAUCUUCCAAAAAAGAAAAGAAAGCUGGAGUCUGCUUCAAGUGAUGAAGAUUCUGGAGAUGAUCUCAAUAACAAAUCUACAUUUGAAGUAACCACAGGUGUCACCAGCAAUCAGGCACAGACUGAUAUGACGAUUUCUGGAAACAUGAUACAAG
Exaiptasia diaphana is the source of this 1357-nucleotide messenger RNA. RefSeq lists its product as uncharacterized. NCBI's taxonomy places the organism in Eukaryota, Metazoa, Cnidaria, Anthozoa, Actiniaria, Aiptasiidae. The annotation marks the transcript as partial. The transcript has 3 exons. The record is from RefSeq and is a predicted model, not a curated record.